Rotaria sordida is the source of this 1422-nucleotide messenger RNA. NCBI's taxonomy places the organism in Eukaryota, Metazoa, Rotifera, Eurotatoria, Philodinida, Philodinidae. The record is from the annotation of a GenBank genome assembly.
AUGUCUUCAGACACAAGUUCAUCUAGUUCUUCUAUUCAAUCAUCAAAGAAAAAAAGUCCAGCAGAGAAUCAAUAUGAAUUACCCGAUGUUUCUAAUCGAAAGCAAGCGUCAGUUAAAGAAAUUUCAAUAAGUUAUCUUAGACAUCGACUAUGCGUAAGAGAACAAUAUUAUGCUCGACUAGCCUUAGUCAGCAAUCUGAUGAGUUUUCUCGCUAUUGUAGGUGUUAUUCUAAUGAUCAUCGAAAAUGAAUUAACUUUUGCUCAUGUUAAUAAUAAAGAUACAAAAGUUAGCUGGUUUCUUAAAUUAAUAAUUACAAUUACCACGGUGAUUCUUCUUGUUCUCAUUUUUUAUUACCAUUAUUUAGAUAUGAGUCUUUAUUCUUUACGAAAUACACUUGAAGAUUGGCGUGUUGAAUUAACAAAUAACAAAAUAUUGCUAAUUAUACUUGAAAUAUCAAUUUGUGCAGUUCAUCCUAUGCCUCGGUCUUAUCCUCAAUUAGAUCCUGAAAAGCUAAAUUCAACUUCAAUAGAAUCUGAUUCAUCUUCACCAAAUCUUUAUUCUUUAUCGUACACAGCUGUCGAUGUUGGACUUGGUUUGCCAAUGUUUCUUCGUCUAUAUCUACUUGGUCGUUCCAUUAUGUUACAUUCACAUGUGAUUCGUGAUAUAUCAUUACGAUCACUUGGAUAUUUGAAUAAAGUAUCCAUUGAUUAUUUCUAUAUUAUAAAAACUUUUCUUGAACAAUGGCCAAGACGAUGUUUAAUUACCUUUUGUAUUAUUGUUUUUUUCAUUGGAAGUUGGUCUUUGCGUGCAUGUGACUAUACAACUACGAGAGAACAUCUAUCUAUGCUAGAGUCCAUGUGGCUCUUCAUUACGACAUUUACUACUAUUGGUUAUGGAGAUCUAUAUCCAUCGACAUACUGUGGACGAGGUAUUGCUACAAUAAUUGGCUUGAUUGGUCUUUUAUUAUCUGCUAUUCUUAUUGCUAUUCUUACACAAAAACUUUUCCUAACUCGAGAAGAAAAAUAUGUACAUACCUUUGUAUUAAAUACUCAAUUAGAGAAAAAACGUAAAAAUCAAGCAGCAAAUGUUAUUAAGUUUGUCAUUAAACUCUGGUAUUUAAAACGUCGAAAUAAAUCUUCAUCUAUUGAAUAUCUUUUGACUCAACGAAAAAUAUUUCGAUCGAUAUAUCAUCUUCAAAAAAUCAGACAAGAUCAACGAAAUUUAAUUGAUAGUUGUGUCAAUCUCACUGAUGUGAUGACUAUACAUCGUGAUACAAGUGUGCAAACUAGAGAAACAGUACAGCAAAUAGUGAUCAUUAAAAAUGAUAUAAAGAAAAUCGAAGAAGAAUUAAAGAAUAUUAAUUAUUGUAUGAAUACUUUACAGAAUACACUCAAUAUUUUAUUGGAUAGAGCCACGAAAUAA